This is a messenger RNA of Plasmodium fragile, 2184 nucleotides long. RefSeq lists its product as uncharacterized. The coding region runs from base 1 to 2184 and encodes 727 amino acids. NCBI's taxonomy places the organism in Eukaryota, Apicomplexa, Aconoidasida, Haemosporida, Plasmodiidae. The record is from RefSeq and is a predicted model, not a curated record. The transcript has a single exon.
AUGAAUAUAAAAGAUUUGCUACACAAUGAAAUUAUCAUAAUAAAAAUAUCCCAAUUUUUGACCAUACUGGAGAUUCAAAAUUUAAUCAUUUCGCUCAGAAUUAAUGUUAAGACCAACUUGUACUUUAUGAAUGAGUGUCUGUCCAUAUUGCUGGACAAGGAAUACACAGGGGAAGAGGAGAAGAAAAAUUCAGGAGUAAAGAACAAUGCGGAAAGGAAUGAAGGAGAACCACCACCACCCUCUUCAUCUAUACCUAUAUCCAACCUAAGUGCGAACCAAAAUGAUAGGCGUAGCCCCUUCGAGGAAAACGAAACACAUGAGGGGAAUGCCAAUUGGAGUAACACUGUUACACAAAAUGAGCCCUACUCAAACGGGGAAGUAAUCGAUUUGGUGACCUACGAAGAAGACCGCACGAAUGAUUUGGGGCAGCCCCCAUUCGAGGAAGCAACAGAGCGAAAGACAGAAUCAGAAUCAAAAUCAAAAAAAAAAAAGUACAACAACUUCUACGGAAAGAACGUAAAAAAAGUUGGGAACCUGCGAUCAAUUAGGGAAUGCUUGAAUGUUAAAUUUUACUCAAAAGGGAAGAGACCGCUACACAACACAAACUACCAAAAUGAAGGAAGCAGACGGUUCAAACAUAUUUGGCUAUACAUGCAUCUCUACCAUGAAAUAAUAGACUUGAAAAAAAAAUUUAAAAAUGGAUUUUUAAAAAUAAAAAAUAAUCAAGUUGUGGUUAAAAAUAGGAUUACACGAUUUGAUCCUUUUCAGCUGUACAAAAUUCAUGGAAAAUAUUAUUCCAUUUUUGAUGCCCCUUGGGUUUCUGUAUAUUUCCAAUUCUGCUUAAAUGCCAUUUGCAUAUUUUGUCAACAGAAAGUUGACAGGAAUUCCUUAUGUGUAUUUGCAGAGAAAAUUAAUUUAACAGUGUCAAAUAAAUUGCUUUUAAAUUAUUUUAAUCAUAUUAUAAAAUCGGGGCAGAGUAACUUGCACGUAAACGAGGAAGAUAGUAGUGGUAAACCCAUUACAGAUGAACCCCCUAAGGGAGGAGGGGCUGGCGAAUUGGGGGAACCACCACAGAAGAGGACAAAAGUAAGGCCUGAUUCUACCGAAGAUUAUCACGAAUUAGAUUGUGACUCCCUCAAGGGUCAACACCGUGGUGAUGAUUGGGACAAUGAUGUGCGCAAGGAGGAUAACGCGGACGCCCAUUCGCGGCGUGGAAGUAUUGACAACCUUCCGUUGGAGGGGAAGAGCGAUGCGAUGUCGAUGAAAGACUCGAAGGAUUCCUCCAUGGGAGAUCAUAACGAUUCUUUCUCCAUGGAAGACACGGAAGGUUCCCUCGUCAUCAGAGACGCCAACGAUAGCACCUCGUUGGGAGGAGGAAGCACCGUCGGUGGCAUGUCGUUGCAGGACACGGACGACAACGUGUCGUUCCACUCGCAAAACCAACCGCAAGAAGACCUCGUUCAAAUCAGAGAAGAAUUCCUAGCCGUAAGAAAAACGCAUAUUUUCUGCGACGAUUGCUCAAGAAUCCUAGAGUACAGAAUGAACAUCAAGUCCAUCUUUGAAGCAUUGAAAAAAGAUUACGAAUUGUUAAAAAAACUGAAAAUCAUGACAAAAACAUUUAAGAUCCCCAAACAUCUUUUUUGUAUGUGUAAUUAUUUCUUUUUUAAGGACAAAUAUAUUUUGUAUUUUAAAAAAGUUUCCAAUAAUUUGCAAAGUUUGAGAAAAAUAUUAAAAAAAAAAUUAAUAAAUAAUUUUAUAUUCACCUUUUCAUUAAAUUUUUACAAAUUUGUAAUUCGAGCACUGCUAACAUGUGAUGACAAGAAAGUUUAUCAUUCCGAGGACAUUUUUUUGUUUGGCUUUUACGUCAAGUACAGGAAUUUAUUAAAUAUGUUUAACAGCCCCAGGAUUAUUUAUGUGUACUAUUCCUUUCAUGUCAUAUUGGACAAAAUUAAAAAGCUUCAGCUUCUUUUCAGUCAUAAGCAUUUCUUAAAGUUGACGCAUAAUCUGCACUUUGACGUCGUCGCCAUAAUUGAAAAACUCAAACGAUCUGAUGCUAAAAGAAUUUACAUGGGAAUUUCAAAGUACAUAUAUGACAAGGUUAAUGAAGACAUGUUAUCAACGAGCACCUACGAGGAACUCUAUGUGUACUUUUUCAAGUGUGUGAAAAAUUACAAAUUUGUCUAG